GAAGCAUUCUCGUUUUGGCGCUUAACCUUUUACGUAAACAACAGCAUAACUCUGGUCCCAUCGAAAAUCACGAUGUGGUGUCCCACGUGCGUUAGAUGGAGAAACGAGCUUCAGCAACAUAUACUGCGAUUGAAUAUGACAUAUUCUGAAUCUUGGAAGUGGCAAAACUCAUACAAAGAAAUUGCAAGCUUAUGUGUUCCACAGAAAUGGUCAAGUGUUCCUACCAUUUCCGACGUCUCAUACUGCACCAAUAUUUGGAAAAAUUGCACAGCUUUUAAGAUAAACGAAAACGUUCUACAAGAGCUUCAGACGGUUAGAAAUGAACUUAUUGCCCACAGCUCGGAUGGAAAACUAAGUGAUGAUGAAACUGCCAGAGUGUUUGAUGCAGUCGAAAGUGUUUUCAAAGACAGAGAUGUAAUUCCUCAUAUCGAUGCCAAGAACCUUACACAACAUCUUCUUCUGAUUAAGAACCAAGCUCCUACAGCAUUGACACAUUUUAUAAAAACGUGUUCUAAAACGUUGGAAGAAGCGAAAGCUAAAUUAAAAGAUUUAGAUGAAAUUCCAGUACAAAAUCAAACAAAACAAAGGCGCAUUUUGAAAUAUUCAGAGCGGCAUGUAUCUCGAUGUAUCCAGGGCUUAAUAGUAGCUCUUGUUAUUUGGUGGCUUUUUCCAACACUCCAACAUUCAGAUUAUGACAAAGGGUGUUUUCAAGAAAACUAUGAGUACCCGUUUCAACAGGAUCUUCCUUUGAUUGGAUAUUUCAAAACACAUAAACCUCUGAUUGGACGAGAAUGGCUGUUUGCUAAAAUACAGGAUAGCUUAGAACAAACUAAACCUCGAGGAGUUUUACUCUUGGCUCAAAUGGGCUAUGGAAAAUCAGCAUUGAUUUCUCAUUUGCUGUGUGCAAAGCGGAAUGAAAAGGGCGACACAUUCGAGACAAAAUGGUUGCAUUUCAUAUAUGCAAAUUUGAUGUAAAAAGCACAAGAAACCCUGCCAGAUUCAUCAGACGAAUGAUCGGUUUCUUUGCAACGAGAAGUCCAGAAUAUGGCAGCAUCAUAUCUAUGCUACCGACAUCUUCUAUCAUAUUUGAUAUGUAUGCCUGUGAAAGAGAGAUAGAAGCUUGUUUUGAUGCAGCUAUACUUAACCCUCUGAAAGAGAUUGAAAUAAACAAAACAGGUUUAAAUGACUGGAUUAUAGUCGUCGAUGCUCUAGAUGAGUGUUAUGACAAUUCAUUAGGACGUAACCCGCUAAAGGAUAUAUUGUUUUCAAGAAUAAAACAAAUGCCAAAAUGGACCAAAUUGCUUCUGACUUCCAGAAACUUUUCGGUGGAAACUCGCAUACGACAAUACAUGCAUUUAUUUCACCUUUCAACUGACGACUUAAGAAAUAUAGAAGACAUGAAAAUGCUCAUUUUAAGUAAAUUUCCAGACGCGGGACCAAAUAUUGAUAGACUGACAGACAUAAGCGAAGGGAACUUUCUGUACAUGGUUCAUGCUCUUGAUUAUAUGAUAGAAACCGGCAACAUGGACAUGGAAUCAAAAAUUCCGUCUUCUCUAGAAGAAAUAUACGACAUUUACUUCGACAGACAAUUCGCAGAAAACGACGAUUUCGAAGAACUAAAACCAGUAUUUGAAAUUAUUUGUGCGGCGCUUGUUCCAAUGAAAAGUAAAAACAUACUGAAAAUCCUUUAUUUCAACAAUAUUACAACUACAGAUGAGUUCAACAGUAAACUUAAGAAGAUAGAACACUACGUUGUCGAAAAUGAAGAUGGUCUUACGUUUAUUCACAAAUCAAUGCAUGAUUGGAUGGUGAAUGCGGCAAACACACAGUAUUCGAUUUCUCAAUCCAGAGGUCAUACGCUCAUUUCAAAGUACCUUUUCAGUGAAAUAAAUACAACACAUAUUGAUAAAAGUAAAUUAAUCAAGCUAGCAAUUCAUGUUGUCCAUUCACACAAUGAUCAGUUGUAUGAGAUAUACCAGUCAUUGGAGAUUUAUACUGACAAUUCAAUUAUUCAUGAACUAAUUAGAGAAACGCCAUCAUUGAAGGCUAUGAAGCUCAUUUUACAUUACGUUAAAAAUCUAGAACAUCUAGAUGAAGCAUACGAAACCGCAGCAUUUGUUGCCGCGAAAGUAGGUCACCUAGACCAACUACAGUAUUUGAUCAAACUUGGAGCUAACUGGAAUUUUACCAAAAAUUAUUCGGUUUGCCAGGUGCGCAUUGGUGAUUUGCCGGCUGAACUGCGAAGAAUAAAGGAAGAAACGUUUUCAUCUUAUGGACUGCUUCAUGUAGCUUCAUACUUCAACAGAACUAACGUUGUUAAAUACCUUGUUAUCAUUAUGGAAGGGAAAACAAUAAUAAAACAAGAAACAGUUGUCGGUCAAACCGCAUUGGAUAUUGCUUGUGAAUACGGUUUUAUUGAUA
Molecule: messenger RNA, 2421 nt
Organism: Mya arenaria
Lineage: Eukaryota; Metazoa; Mollusca; Bivalvia; Myida; Myidae
Exons: 3
Coding region: 73-975 (300 amino acids)
Source: RefSeq, a predicted model, not a curated record